This is a messenger RNA of Vicia villosa (hairy vetch), 835 nucleotides long. Its product is annotated as non-classical arabinogalactan protein 30. The transcript has a single exon. Bases 38 to 562 code for a protein of 174 amino acids. The record is from RefSeq and is a predicted model, not a curated record. NCBI's taxonomy places the organism in Eukaryota, Viridiplantae, Streptophyta, Magnoliopsida, Fabales, Fabaceae.
UCUCUACCUCUUUCUCUUCCCUUUAUCCUUUGAGAAAAUGGCUAGAAGAAACUUCAGCAGCAUUGUUUCCUUCUUUCUUCUCCUUGUAGCCUUCACUUACACACAAGCUAGUGAAAAUGUUCCAUACACAAGAGAGAAGAAAAUAGAUGUGGUUGUGGAAACCACAGUCUACUGUCAAACCUGUGAGCAUUCAGGAACUUGGUCUCUAAUUGGAGCCAAGCCAAUUCCUUCUGCCAAAGUAAGCAUCACCUGCAAAUCACACAAAGGUCAUGUUAGCUUCUACAAAGUGUUUGAAACCGACAAAAACGGUUACCUCUAUGCACCACUAGAGGGGUUCAAGAUGCAGCAUAUAUUAGAUCAUCCACUUCACUCUUGCUUUGUGAAGCCUCUUUGGUCUCCUCUUGAGAGUUGCGUUCUUUUGUCGAAUGUUAAUUAUGGUUUGAAUGGAUCGCCGCUUCGUUAUGAGAGCAAGAGGUUGCAUGGAAGCAAGUAUGAGGCUGUUAUUUAUGCUGCUGGUCCCUUGGCUUUCCAUCCUCCAGAUUGCUCAAAGACUCACUACUAAUUUCUCAGACAAUUAUGAAUCGCCCAUCAACCAUUAAGAUUCUUUGACUAUUAUUAUGUUGUUUCUAUGAUUUGUAUGUGUAUUAAGUUUUCAAUCUUAAAUUGUAUCUUUGUUAUGUUUUUUUGGGUAUACGGAUUCACAAAUUGUAACGUCACUAUGGAUAAUGUGAUUUGUGUUUCUAAUGAGUUUUUGACUGUUCUUGCUUGACUUCCAUAAGCAUACAAAGUUAGUAAAAGUCAUAAGUUUAUAUUAGAAAUUUAGAGUAAUGAAAUG